AAAGGGCUGACGGAGAAUGUGAGUGUGACGGACCUGUGGGCAGGAGUGAGACUGGGGACACCACGCUGCUGAAAACACUGCUUUAAAAAUACUCCACCGACUACUACAAAUAGACUUAGAACUCUUUCAGAAGUGGCUGAAAACUUUGGAGGACAUUCUGCUGCGCGCUUUCGGUCCGUCCUGCUCCGGCCGACCUGAGCGCGUUUCCUCCGGGAUCAACCAAAACAACAGCACGACUGGAGAGGCAACGGGACACUUGAGCGGCGCUGAGAUUUAUUUUGAUUUUUUUUUCUUUCUUUCUUUUCUUUCUAUUUUUUUUUUUUUUUAACAGACUGCCACGGUCAGAGGGAACCGAAACAGGAUCCGCUCUGGUUCCUACCUGUGGAUAAUCGCAGUUUCAUCGCCUGUCGGAGCCUUACCAAAAAGUUUCAGCUCACAGCUUGGGGUUUUUGCGCUGUGGAGAUGCGGUGAUGUGGUCUGGUGAUUUUCACAAGAUGUGUGCUUUUAUGAUGCAGCGUAUUUUCAAAGGUGCUCUCCUCAGAAGAAAAACAAUGUGCAGCUCUAAGUGGUCACUGGUCCUGCUUACGGUCAUUUUAUUCGCAUGGAGGCCAGUAGCUGCCGGCGAAGUGACAGAACUGCAGUUUGUACGGAGCCCCACGACUGUCAUCUCCUCUCUGGGCAAGCCUGUGACGAUGCACUGCUCCCUGAUGGGCAAAGGGGGCGAGGAGGAGGACCCCCCCGAUGUGCUGUGGCUGAGAGACGGCCUGCCGCUGGAGUACGCCGACACCAACCAGGUCCAAGUGCCCAUCGGCAGUGACAGCUGGAUGGUCAUCAGCACACUCAGGAUUGAGAAGGUCCAGCUUCCUGACAUGGGCUCCUAUCGCUGUGCGGUGCUAUCAGAGAGCCACAGGACUUUGUCCGACGAGGGGAAUAUCCAGCUGGAGGGCCUGCCUCAUUUCUCUGUGGAGCCCGAGAACAUGUUUGUAGUGGCAAACGUAUCGCUGAGCCUGCACUGUGUGGCCCACGGCCCUCCAGAACCGGUGCGGGUCAUCUGGCUGCAGGAUGGGGCGCCUCUCAACACCCUGUCGCACCCCGUGGCCUUGUCACCCUCCACGCUCAACCUCACAGGUUUGAACAGGACCAGCACCUUCUCCUGCGAGGCUCAUAACCGCAAGGGCGUGGCCACCUCUGGCUCUGGCACCAUCACAGUUCUCCCAUCCCAGCCUCAGAAUCUACGGGCUGUAGAGAUCACACAGACCAGUCUGCGCUUAUCAUGGCAGCUUGGUUUCGGAGGCGACUACCCCAUAAUCCGCUGCUCUGUCCAGGCCAAGCGUUCAGGAGAGACCUUCGCCACAGGCCCAGAUCAGAUGAUCCACAACCAGAACGUGAACGUCCCCCCGGCCACCCACCUCAUCGGGCACCUGGAGCCCCACAGCCCCUACGCCGUCAGAGUGGCCUGCCACAGCAGCCAGGGGCCCUCUGACUGGUCGCCCUGGGUGGAGCUGAGCACCAAAGAAGGAGUGCCAGAUAGCCCCCCCGUCAACACGAGCGUGGUGCUAAACGGGACCGAGGUGCUGCUGACGUGGGAGCCGCCUCCGGGAAAGCUGAACGGGGAGCUGAAGGGCUACAUGCUGGAGUACAGCACCCCCAACAUGGAGCAGGCGCUUGUGGAUACGGGUUUGGACACUGAGCUGUCAAUCAACCUGUCUGCCCCCCUGUCCAACGUGUCAUUUCGGAUAUGUGCCUACACAGGGGCGGGGCGGGGGCCCUGGACGCCCCUACAGACCCUGACCCUCGUUACUCCCGGAAUGGAGAAAUCCAGAGGUCUGUCCUCGCCCCCGGCCUUUUCCUGGCACUGGUGGUAUGUGGUGAUGGCCAUAGCUGGGGCCGUGUCCAUCGCUGUGCUCAUGGCUGUGUACGUGGCCAAGCUGCGGCGCAAGGAGACGCGUUACGGAGAGGCGUUUGAAUCCAUGAUGGAGAGCGGGGGGCCCGUGGUGAGGUAUCGCGCUCGCCGCACCUACAGCCGCAGGACGACAGAAGCUACACUGAACAGCCUGGGCAUCAGCGACGAGCUCAAGCAGAAGCUGCAGGAUGUGAUGGUGGACAGACAUAAACUCACCCUGGGAAAGACCUUGGGAGAGGGGGAGUUUGGCUCCGUGAUGGAAGGGCUGCUGACUCAGGAGGAGUCUGUGCUCAAAGUCGCUGUGAAGACCAUGAAGAUUGCCAUCUGCACGCGAUCUGAGAUGGAAGACUUCCUCCGUGAGGCUGCCUGCAUGAAGGAGUUUGACCACCCCAACGUCAUGAGGCUGCUAGGUGUGUGUCUGCAGACAGUGGAGAGUGAAGGUUACCCCUCCCCCGUCGUAAUCCUGCCCUACAUGAAGCAUGGAGACCUGCACAGCUACCUGCUCUACUCGAGACUGGGAGACUGUCCUGUGUACCUUCCAUCUCAAAUGCUGGUGAAGUUCAUGACUGAUAUUGCCCGGGGAAUGGAGUACCUCAGCAGCAAGAACUUCAUCCACAGAGACCUUGCUGCUCGCAACUGCAUGCUGAAUGAGAACAUGAACGUGUGUGUGGCGGACUUUGGCCUCUCCAAAAAGAUCUACAACGGAGACUACUACAGGCAGGGGCGUAUCUCCAAGAUGCCUGUCAAAUGGAUUGCCAUCGAAAGCUUGGCUGACCGUGUCUACACCACUAAGAGUGAUGUGUGGUCAUUUGGCGUCACCAUGUGGGAGAUCGCCACACGAGGCCAGACGCCGUAUCCCGGUGUAGAAAACAGUGAGAUCUAUGAUUAUUUGAGACAGGGCAACCGUCUCAAGCAGCCUCCGGACUGUCUGGACAGCAUCUAUGCGCUGAUGUUCUCCUGCUGGCUGCUGAGCCCGAAGGAUCGCCCAGGGUUCGAGUCACUGCGCUGCGAGCUGGAAAAGGCACUUGAGGAUCUGCCAGACCCCCAGGACCCUGACGAGAUCCUGUACGUCAACAUGGAGGAGUCUUCCUCAGAGCUCGGGGCUGUCGGGGGCCGUGACCCCAUCAGGGGACCGUCCCCUCCCUGUCUGAAGGUUCUGGACUCGGUGACCACAGUGGAGGUCCACCACCCCAACCGCUACGUCCUCUGCCCCCAGCACGAGACCAACCGCGCCCUCUCCGAGUCCCUUGAGAGCCUGGACAUGCCCGUGUCCUCCUCCACGGCCACGCUGCCUCUGCAGCUGUCUUGUCAGUCCACGCCCACUCAGACCCCAGCGCCGACCCCAACAGUAGAGCUGCUGGAGGACAGGGACACGCGCGGCCCCAGGAAAGCACCCUGGCAGUGAUGUCUUCACCCUCGUCAAAAGACGUAAGACCGUUCACUGCCGACGUGUGCCAUCCCUUCACCACGAAUCAGAGAACCAGCCUACACCUCUGACUAGAAUAAACUCAACGUGCCCCUACAUACAUGUUUUGCACAAAUACACACACGGCCUAAAGCAUUCCAAGGAAGUGAGAGAUUGGAAUUAUGUUCCAACACCGACCUCUCACUUCUGUCGUCUACAAUGCGUGCAUAAUGAAGUGAGUGUAAAUUUUAUUAGUUGAUUGCUGUAGUGGGAGGAAUUCGAUUCCCAGUGAGCAAAACCAUUUAGAGCACAAAUCAGCUGUUGCCCACAGACACUGCAGCACAAUCAGAGAAAUUAAUUUGUGGUCAAUAUUGCAAUAAGGUGUCACCUCUGCCCAAUCAGUGUAUGAAUGCAAUGUAGUGAUGUCUUACAUGUAACUAAGCUAAAAAGUCAAAUGUAUCCAUAAAACCAGCUCAGACACUGCCAUACCGCCCAUAGAAACUGAACAAACUGGUGAGCCAACACAGGAACUUGAAUUUUUCCAGUGAAUGAGCACCAACACAGAAGACACACACCGACGAUUGAGCGGUAUUUGGGACAACCUCACCCAUGGGAAUCCCUGCUUCUGUGUAAUUUAGAGCAGAAAUAACUGCAGGACCGAUGGGAACUCUGAGGGAGAGAAAGAAAGGGAAAAAGUAGCAGUUGUCUUCCAUUUAAAACAGUGCUGCUUUUGAAGGCCGAUACCAAAAUUAGCUAAUAUCUCAUGCCAAGUGUUCGGUGUUUCCCUCUGAAACAGCACUCAGACCGUCGAGGGCGUCACGGCACCCGUUCAGCGGUACAAGAAACAGUGUCGGCCUUAAAAUGAAAAACCAAUGAGAUUAAAUCCCACUUCAGGUUUUACAGUUUUUUGUAGCUGUUGUCUGGGUGGAACCUCCAUCAUAUCAGCAGCGGACUACACGACUGGCCAAUGUCUGAUAUUUAAUAAGCUAAUAUCAGCCCAAUAUAUUGAUCGAAGCCUGUA
Molecule: messenger RNA, 4329 nt
Organism: Myripristis murdjan (pinecone soldierfish)
Lineage: Eukaryota; Metazoa; Chordata; Actinopteri; Holocentriformes; Holocentridae
Gene: axl
Product: AXL receptor tyrosine kinase
Exons: 20
Coding region: 471-3308 (945 amino acids)
Biological process (GO): nervous system development; positive regulation of kinase activity; phagocytosis
Cellular component (GO): signaling receptor complex; plasma membrane
Molecular function (GO): protein binding; ATP binding; transmembrane receptor protein tyrosine kinase activity
Source: RefSeq, a predicted model, not a curated record